Molecule: messenger RNA, 1323 nt
Organism: Babesia microti strain RI
Lineage: Eukaryota; Apicomplexa; Aconoidasida; Piroplasmida; Babesiidae
Exons: 1
Coding region: 1-1323 (440 amino acids)
Biological process (GO): regulation of DNA-templated transcription
Molecular function (GO): DNA-binding transcription factor activity
Source: RefSeq, a predicted model, not a curated record
AUGGCUUGGAUUAGUGCCGCUGCUGUGCUUGAAGAUUAUGUUAAUGACAAUCGUCAGUGUGAUAAUUGCAAUUCUACCAAUAUCAAUCUCAUUUCUGGUUCAGAACUCACAUGUUUAACCUGUGGUCAAAUCACAUCUAAUGCAAUAGACUCUCACUUAGAUGAAUAUUCGUUGCAAUUAGUUAAAGACAAUGGGUUAAGGCCUAUACUAUUUGACAAGAGCAAAUUAUCCCUGGAAUGGAAGAAGGUUUGUAAUCAACUCAACAUUUCAGAUGAUAGCUUUUUGCGCAAAAUGUUACAUGAAAGGAGAAGAGCUAGGAGGAAGAUUGCCAACAAUCGCCAAUAUUUUCUUCUUUUAAUUGGCUCGCUUUACUACAUUCAGAAGCGAAAUUCCGGGGCUUCAAUAUUUCUAGAUGAUAUAGUCAAUCGUUUGGGAUUAUCAACUGUCACUAAGAAAUUUGCUAAAGUAAUUUCUGAAGUAUCACUCCAAUUAAAUGUAAAAAUUCAUUCACAAAGUCUUCAAUCACUUAUAUCCAAUUUAAUUAACCAAUUGAUAUCCAAUAGAUAUUCUGAAUAUGUUAAAAUUGUUAAUAACGAUACAUUUAGUCCAAAAUCAUUCCUCACGCAAUUAAUUUGUAAUAAAACCCUUACGCUGGAAAAUAAAGUGGCAAUAAAUUCUACAACAUUUAGCAACUUUAUUUCUGAACAUAAUAAAUUGAUCGUUGAUAAUACAGUUGAUAUUUUGCAUAGGUUUCAGAUGCUGGACACAAAUUUGCAAUUUGUUGAUGAUAUUUUCGCUAGUGAAUGGCGGAAAUAUGGAUGUUUAUCUAAAAUUACUUUAGCAAUCGCAAUCCACAUUGCACUAUACAAACUCUCAAUCCCUUUGCCGGUUAAAGAAUAUGUCACUCUACUAGCAAUUAACAGAUCCUCAUUUUACAGACGUAGAAGUUAUAUUCAAAAAUUAAUUGGAGCUGAAGACCCAGUUAUACCUAUUAAAUACUUUGGCAUCAACACGAUUAAAUCGGAUGAUGAUAUAAUGAUAAGUGAUAACACUACUGGUAUUGAUAGGCAAAAAAAAAAAUGUGCUGAAAAGUAUGCUCAAUUGCAAAAGGAAAUUAACUCUAAACAUUUAAAUAUGGAUAGGCAAUGCAUCACGGUGACUAAUGAUAAGAGAUCCAAAUGUAUUGUAUGUAGAUACCGUUCUAAUGGUAAAAUUAAAAAAAGAUGUUUUAGUUUCAAUCGUUAUGGUAUAGAGGGAGCUAAAAAAUUAGCUGAGGUAUUCAAAUUAUCGCACACAAAUUGUAGCAAUCAUGGUACAUUAUAA